AUGUCUGACGCUGCACAAAAACCUCUUCCUUUCGGUUUCCAGUUUUUGGCUGGUGCUAUUGCCGGUGUUUCUGAGAUUUUGGUCAUGUAUCCCUUGGAUGUUGUCAAGACCAGAGCUCAAUUAAGUACUGGCGCCAACACUGGCAUCAUCACUACCAUGACCAACAUGAUCAAGCAAGAAGGUGCCGCUUCACUCUAUCGAGGUAUUUUGCCACCCAUCAUGGUAGAGGCACCUAAGCGUGCUACGAAGUUUGCUGCCAAUGAACAAUAUACUGGUCUUUACAAGAAGAUGUUUGGUUUCGAAAAGGUAACUCAAUCGUUGUCCAUCUUGACUGGUGUCAGUGCUGGUAUCACGGAAGCCUUUUUGAUUGUGCCUUUCGAACUGAUCAAGGUCAGAAUGCAAGAUAAGAGAAAUCUUGGUAAAUACAAUGGUACUGCUGAUACUUUCAAGAAGAUCAUUGCUUCAGAAGGAGCUUUGGCUUUAUUCAAUGGUUUGGAAGCUACCAUGUGGCGUCAUGCCGUCUGGAACGGUGCCUACUUUGGUUUGAUCUUCACAGUCAAGGACAACAUGCCCAAAUCCAAGGAUCCUAACCAACAACGUAUCACUAACUUUGCUGCUGGUACUGUUGGUGGUAUUGUCGCCACUGCUUUCAACACACCUUUCGAUGUUGUUAAGACCCGUGUUCAAAGUUAUGAUGGUGUUGGUGUCAAGAAAUAUAAUUGGACUUUGCCUGCAUUGGCUACUGUUGCCAAGGAAGAAGGUAUGGCAUCCUUGUACAGAGGUUUCUUGCCCAAGGUUUUGAGAUUGGGUCCUGGUGGUGGUAUUCUUUUGGUUGUCUUUGAGACAGUUUCAGGAUUCAUUAGAAAGAACAUUUUGAAGGAAGAGUAA
Mucor velutinosus is the source of this 888-nucleotide messenger RNA. RefSeq lists its product as uncharacterized. Lineage: Eukaryota; Fungi; Mucoromycota; Mucoromycetes; Mucorales; Mucoraceae. The coding region runs from base 1 to 888 and encodes 295 amino acids. The transcript is spliced from 8 exons. The record is from RefSeq and is a predicted model, not a curated record. Gene Ontology annotation, biological process: transmembrane transport.